This is a messenger RNA of Neurospora tetraspora, 387 nucleotides long. RefSeq lists its product as uncharacterized. The transcript has a single exon. Lineage: Eukaryota; Fungi; Ascomycota; Sordariomycetes; Sordariales; Sordariaceae. Bases 1 to 387 code for a protein of 128 amino acids. The record is from RefSeq and is a predicted model, not a curated record.
AUGACCCUAUGGAGCCUCCCGGAUGGGCAUGGGCUAUGGCCAUUCUUGAGGUGGGAUCUCUCUAGGCGAGAAAAGUCCGUUACGCGACACCAGAUGUCGAAGUCAAAGUCAUGGCCGCCAUGCUGCGUGGACGACAGGCCCGGAACAAAGACAGAAACACCCGACUUUGUCCCCUCCCACGCCUCCCUCGCUUCGCUAAACCAACCUCCAACCCACACAUUUUUGGUGGUUGUUCCCACUUUAGCCGUCUUUGAGCCUCCAUCAGUGGCCCAAAACAAAACAACCACGCCGACACCCUGGUUCUUUCAAGUCAGUUCCUCAAUGUCUACACCGGGUACCCCGGCCGAAGACUCGGGUCCAUCGCGCAAUUCAAGUCCCGUUCGGUGA